Darwinula stevensoni is the source of this 5662-nucleotide messenger RNA. Lineage: Eukaryota; Metazoa; Arthropoda; Ostracoda; Podocopida; Darwinulidae. The record is from the annotation of a GenBank genome assembly.
AUGAAGUACGGCCGGAGCGGGCUACUUGCCAGACUUUCUGCAGAACCUUUUCGCCCUCAAGUAAGCGGUUUUCUCGAGGGAAAUCCAUUUUUAUGUGCUGCGGUGAUUAUUAAACAGAAUCCACCUCCCUUCCACAGCAAUGAUGUGGAUGUUGGCACGAGUCUUGAGGAACAUGUGAGAGAGAAAAGAAAGGACAAGGAAACUCAAGCCAGAGGAUGGUCGUGCAAGGAAUCGAACCCACGACACCACCGUCUAGUGGAGUGUGAUCCCGACAUUCAAACCACUAGACCACCGUACCCGCCCAACAAAACGGGUUUGGUUGCAGGUACGACCCCGGCAGACACCAACAUCACCUUGACCAGUGUGUCGGGAAGUACCUCUGCAGUCUUUGGGGAUAGCUUGGACUAUACGAUCACCAUUAUCCUUCCCAGUGGAAGCAUGAAUGUCUCUGUGGAGAUCUUCACGUCUGAUGCUGACACGGGGGCGGUCGCCUUUCAUCUUAGUGACGUGAAGGUGGUAACAAGCGCCACGGCAAUUACUCCUGCCGUCACAGGUAUCACGCCCGUCUACUACGUCAAUUCCUACUUCGACUGGGUGUACGACCACGUGAUCCUGAACUUCGGGACGCUGACAAACGCCGACACGGACACGACGAACUACGCCCUUUCCACAUUCACCGUGUCCUUCAAGGCGACCGCGGUGCUCGCGAACUCGAGUCUCACCUCGUCCAAGAUCCUCGCGGGGAUGGACUACGGCGCCUCCAACUACGUCUGGGUCGCCGAGGACACCAUCACUAUCUCACUCACCGAGACCUACAAUCCGAACGUGAUUCUCACCGGCACGAACGUAUGGACCGACGGCAACACGGCGUUCACGCUGACCGCCUACAUGAUCCGGGCGCCUCCGAACCUCAGGCUGCAGAUCUAUUCCCCCAAUAUCACCGCUGACCUGCUGGACAAAUUCACGCUUUCCUACGUCGGAAGGUCCCUAGGGAGUGGAUUCGCCUGCAGCGUGGGCCCCGAUUCGAGGACGACUUAUACCGUCACGAGAUCCCCGUCCACGGCCUCCGUCAUGCUCUCCGAACUCUACGAAAUUAAUCUCAUAAACUGCGGAACCGAAAACAUCAGCGACGUGAACAACGCGGUGACUUUCACGUUCAGCUUGAGCGUCAUGCCGGGGACUCCCCCGAACACGACCAUCCCGCUUUCGGCCGCCUUGAACAUGAACAACGUGAAGACCAUCUACAUCGGCGCGAUCACGGCGGUCACGCCGGAGCUCACUACGCCCGGGCCGGGGACUGUGGCCAGUUUGGUGAUGAACACGCCGGUCAGCCCGAUUCCGGAUGGUGGGACGGUAUAUAUCGACACGCAAAUUGAAGUCACAGCUGGGGCGCUCGAUUUUCAAUGCACAGUGACGCCGUCGGAAGCCGCGACAUUGGCCCUUGGCGUGCAGUACAUGAGAUGUGGCUCUAACAUCGCCCAGUUCAAUGCGCUCACGUCUCCCGACUACAUCACUUACUCGGGGAAUACCAUGACUUUCCGCCUCAAACUCGUGCAUGCCGCUGUUGCAACGGAUUCCAUCCAGAGCAAGGUUUACCUGCUUGUGGCCGUCACGGACGAGGAGGGAACCCCCCCGAGCAACGGCCAGAGCUUCACCGUCUCCAUCAGCUGCGCUAGUCUGACUAGCCAAACCACCGUGAACAUCCUGGACUCCGUGCUCAGCACAGUCGCCCCCAGUGCGAGUCUGAACUACGCCAUCGGGACGACGAGUACCCAGUGGCCCGUGUCAGGCCAGGUCUCCCUGGACCUCACAUUCAAUGUUCCACGUACGUCACCAUGUUUUUUGGCCUUCUUGGAGGAAUCUUUUGGUAUGAUGAGGUAUUCUGACAAAAUACCUCACGGCUCACUCUCCGUCCUUCCCUCCUCCCUCUCCUCAGCUCUCUCCUCCUCGCUCUCUUCCUCCUCCCUCCUCCCUCCCUCCCCUCCUCCCUUCGACGGCACACCAAGAGGACCAGGAUCGAGUGCGAAAUGCGCGAACGCAGUCAUGUCGAAGAUGCAGGCGGAGUUCAUGAGCCAGGCCAACUUCACCGCCUACGACAUCAGGAUCUGCAGGGUGGAAUUCAGCUUCAUCGGCCGGAAUCUCAUCACUCUUCAGUCUCAGAAGGGAACCCUGGAGAUGAACGCCUCGCAGCUCCUGACGACGCCGAAUCGCUCCUUCGUGGACUACUGGGUGUUGCCCAUAGGGUCCGUCUCGGCGCCUUUAAUCCCGGUCAUCACGGUCAACGCCACCGACUACUAUGCCACGCUGAACAUGGUCGCGGAACUCCCGCUCCAGGACCCGAGCAAGAGCAUCAGCGGCAUAUACACGCUUCAGAGUGGAAUCAGACUGUCGAGCAGCAUCAUCUUCGGAGGACAAGCCAAUUUCACGGUGGCCCCCAACUACAUCCCGAUUGCAGGGUCCAAAGCGGUCCUACUCGUCGUGGCACCCACCACCCCCAUCUUACCAGCGCGGAUGUUCGAGGCGGAUUUGUACCUGAAGAUCAAACCGCAAACGCACGGCCGGUUCAGAUUGAGGGUCUCGGCCCCCGCCGCCCAGCCCGUCACCGUCUGCACUCUGAGGAUCAAGGACGCCGGGCGGAACUUCCCCUGCCUGGAUAGAAGCCCAGAGGGGAAGUGGGGACCGACUCAGUCCACGAGGAUCUCCAGCACGAGGCAGAGCACCGCGAGCGGGAAAGCGAUGAACCAGGAGGUGCUGCUCGAAUUGGGGAUCGUCUCGAACGUCGGUACGUACACGUCGAAUCCCGCCGUCGUCGCAAUGGACGAAAGCACGAUCCUGGUGUCGGUGCUGGGUCAGCUCACGGAGCUGUCGCAGAAUGCCGCCGUGACUCAAGCCGUGCUGAACGUGACCAUGGAAGAUGUCUCCUCUCCUACCAUCGUCUCGAGCCAGAACCUCAUCGUUCCUGUGAACGGUUCCGCCGCAGUCACCGUCGGAAAUUUCACCGGGGUGACGGCGACAUUCCUCGACUACUACGAUCCCUUCACCGGCUAUUACCCGAUGGUGUCGAAAGUCAUUGUGGCUCACAUUCUCAUUCCUCCCGGAAACAAUUAUCUCAAGCUCAGUGCCCUGUUUGAGGUCGUGACUCCGGGGGUGGAAGUCUGCCAGGCUCACCUCGUCAAAGUGGGCUCAAACAUCCCCUGUUUGAACGGGACUAUCAACGACGAAUACCAACCUGCUUACAACCUCGGGGCGAAAGUAGGGGUGUCGGCAUUUCUCGGCUCUGUCUGUACGGGGACCGGCCUUGCUAAUGACACUUAUAUGGACGUGGCCGUGUCGUUCAUCGUCCCGAGCAACCUCGGCCCCGUGGAACUGAAGGUAUCUCUGGUCGACAACGCCGGGUCGCCCACGGCCAUCAACACCAUGACCGUUUCCCCGACCGCUGCGACGCCGAACGAGACGUACGUGUUGGGCAGCAACGUGACCGUGACCGGCAACGGGUCGACAAUCACGUUGAACCCCGGGCGAAUUGCCACUUUUGGCUUCUCCAUGAGUGUGCCUAUGGGGGCGUACAUACAGUUCAACCCGGUCAUCCAGACCCCGAGCCUCGGGGGUCGGGCCCAGAUGACCGUGAACGCCGUGAGAGUCCUGAACGCGGGGACGAAUCUGCUCUGUCUCAAAGCCCAGAAUCGCUUCUCUUCUGGGCUCUCCCAAUCCGAAAACAUCACAUCAAAUUUUUCCAGUCAGACCGAUUUGGCAAAGGUUCAGUUCGGGAUGGUUCGCGACACCGGACUGACGGGUGUCUUGGGCAUUCCGAGCGCGACAGACGACAUCGUGCAGAUGGAGGUCGACGUGGAGCUCACGGACCAUCCUGCGAACCUCAACGGGAUCACACUGCUGGUCUACCUCGGGAUAAACUACCCGGACGUCAUCGUGGUCGGCUUCCAGCAGUUCGUCGUGAGCCGAACCGGCAACGAACGGCCGGACAUCGACGUGAAUCUCUUCCUCAUCAGUCCAGCACAAGCCAUGCCGUUUCCGAGAAACUACGAUGUGGACCUGCGAGCUACAGUGGCGCACACGAACAUGUCGUCUCGAGAAGCGAACAACGCCCGGGUCCGCAUCGUCCUGCCGCCGUACGUGACCCCGGAAACCGCGUCCAUCUCGACCAACAAGACGAUCGCCUGGGUCAACGCGACGGACGUCCUGGACAUCGUGUUCGACCGAAUUCUCUUCUCCGACGUGAUCGAUAUGAACGUGACGGUGAAGGUGAAUCCCAACGACAUGAUGACGCCGAGGGGGACUUCGACCGGUCUCAACGCCACGACUCUCAUCCGACUCAUCUGCAACAUGGACCCACUUCCGGGAACGGCGAUUGGAAGCGCCAAGUGGCCAAGUGCCAGCACGGAUUUCUACUACUGCGGGAAGACCGACUACGUCAACUAUGCCAUCGUCGAUAACGCGCCCCUGGGCAUGCAGAGCCUGGAAAUCCAAGAUUGCCAGCUCGGCGCUUCUUCGGCCUACGACGACGCAUCGGCUCCUAAAUUCGCUCGUAUGGGACAGACGAGCGGAGUGUGGUCUCCUGGCAUCGUUCCCGGCGACGAGUACAGGCCGUACCUGCAGGUGAACUUCGGGAAUUACACUCAAGUGACCUCGAUCAUGAUCGAGAAACCAAUGACCUCGUAUCGGACCAUCGAGAGUUUCACUCUGCAGAGAAGCAUCGACACCGUCACCUUCCUCUUUCACGAAUCGGGGAGUUUUUCUGCAUCUGGGGUGUACAAUCUGACGGACCCCCUCUUCGGUCGAGCCAUGAGGCUCGUCAUCGAGUCUGCAUCCGACCCGGCCCAGAACGAGACCAAGCACAUCGGCGUCAGGGCGGAAUUCUACGGCUGCACCCUCUCGGCCGACGUGGCCGACCACUGCGCGUUCCCCGCCCCUCCGACCCGCAUGACCAACGACAGCGGCCAGUGGAGGCAUUUCGCCGUCGACACCGUCAGGGAUCUCGUCUACUUCUGCGACUACAAUCCCAAGACGGACGACAUGAGCUGCUUCAGCGGGGAUCCCAACAGCAACACCUGGACCGCUUUGCCGCCGUACAUCUCCCAGAUCGCCGGAUUCGACAGGACCCACAUGUACAUCCUCGCCCACGACAAGUACCAACGCGCGUACCUCAGCUCCGAGGACGGAGUGAAGUGGAUGGUGAUCGACAAGACGGAGUACCAGACGGCCAUCGCGUCCGCCACGUUCCAACAGUCCGUGGCCGUGCCGGGGAAUCCGUCCGGGGCCACCAGCGUCGCUUUCCCCAACUCAGCCUGGACGGCGGACUUCAGCGGCUUGAUGCGCCUCAACGUCCGAGUGGUGGAUUGGUCCAACUGCUGCCGCUAGACGCCGGGGAGGAGGUCGAGGGGCUUCGUCUGUCUCUCACUGGAUGUCGCCGGAUGUCAUCGGGUGUUGCCGGAUCAAAAAGAUCCGGCAACACCCGAUGACUUUGGAGCUAUUGCUCGAUCUCGGUUCUUUCUUUGGGGGAUCCCUCAAUUCUUUCCUUUUCAACCGGUUUCGCUUCGUUUGGGGACUUUAGUUCGUCGUAGGUUUUUUAUUUUCGUUCGGGGAUCUCUUCUUUUUCCAUGACCAUUCCUUCUUCUUCAGCAUAAAAUACACGGGUGUCGCAUUC